AUGGAAAAAUUCAUUGACUUCGCUGAUAAUAUUCAUGACUUCCCAAGAGUAAACUCAGAAGUUGAGACUGAUGCUGCUUUAGGAAAGGACGAUGUGAAGAUGACUUCUAUAGCAAUGAUCUUUCGGAUGUUCGUCAGGGACUCACAGAAGAAAUCAGCCUUGAUCUCUCAGCAGUCUAGCUGAAUUGAACAAGUAGCCGAUAAAGUUACUCAGAUGUAUGAAGAUACUUCUCAAUGGACUGGCCAAGAUAUCCAAAGAUAUUUGAGAUCUUUCCAAGAUCUCGAUAUGUCAGAUAUAGAGCUUCAAAUCCUCUUCGAGAGGAGAUCUUCUCAAAAGAAUGAGAAGUUUCCAGCUCAAGUUUCCUUACCUGGCGGUAAGCCAGAGGAAGGAGAAACUCUAUUGCAAACAAGCAUUAGAGAAACUUUUGAAGAGACUUCUCUGGACCUAGCAGAUUCUCAGAAGUACGCAUUGAUUGGAGAAUUCCCAUCAAUUCUGCCCUUCAUGAACAUCGGAGGUGUAGGAAAUGUCUAUAUCAAAGGCUACGUGUUUUUACAGGUAUCCUUUGACAUCCUCCCCAUCCAUUGCUGAGAAGGUGAAAUAGAUGGAUGCAUAUGGACUUCCCUGGAUUUAUUCAGGGAGGACCCUGAUAUAGCCUUCAGUUACUUCCAUUUCAACUUCCUGCCUGGGAUGAAGUCUGAGUUUAACUCAGUACUUCCCUCCCAGGUCCUGUAUGAUAGUGAGAAGUACUUGUUAGAUGAUAUCUACAGAGAUCCAUCCCUGUUGAAUCAUGACUUCAAGUUAUCGGGGAUCACUCUCUUCUUCGUACAUGAAUUCUUGAAGUUUGGAAAUUACGUCACCACAGAAGAAGAGUUAAGGAGAAGAAGGAAAUUUUAUUAUUAUACUGUUGAUUUUGUGAAUGCAAAGUGGUACCAAAAGUUGCCGUUUACUCCGAAGCUUUAUUACCAUCCAAAAUAUCAGAAUAGUGGAACGAUAUAUAGGACUCUGCAUCCUCGAAUAAGAAAGAUUAAGAGAAAAUUCAAUAGCUUGACAGGGAAACAGAAAGCACUUGCUUUUGGAUCACAAAUCGCAUUUUGGCUUUCUUCUUACUGGAUUUAUAAGACCUUUGCUGAAAGAAGAAGCAUCUCCAGCUAUGAUUUGGAUACAAAUAAGUAUGAUAAUCGACAAGCAAAAAUAUAAAAUGACGCCAAUUCAACC
Messenger RNA from Moneuplotes crassus, 1215 nucleotides. The record is from the annotation of a GenBank genome assembly. Lineage: Eukaryota; Ciliophora; Spirotrichea; Euplotida; Euplotidae.